Messenger RNA from Nilaparvata lugens (brown planthopper), 3099 nucleotides. It is a transcript of the gene Prp3, whose product is annotated as U4/U6 small nuclear ribonucleoprotein Prp3. Gene Ontology annotation, cellular component: U4/U6 x U5 tri-snRNP complex. Lineage: Eukaryota; Metazoa; Arthropoda; Insecta; Hemiptera; Delphacidae. Gene Ontology annotation, biological process: mRNA splicing, via spliceosome. The record is from RefSeq and is a predicted model, not a curated record.
AGAAGCUGGCUACACUGCUGGACUCGUCGAAGGCGAGUCGACUCGCCGAGCGUGUGCUCGAGCUGCUCGAUGGAGGUGGCAAGUCGAGUCAGCGAGGGUCUCGCAAGCGGCACCGCGAGUCUGCCGCCCCCGACACUGCAGCCCCCGCUGAGGCGGAAGACAUCGCCAAGAAGGCCAAGGCUGAGGCUGUGCAGAACUCAGCGGCGGCUGCUGCGGCAGCCCGAUUGACUGAGAUUCAGAUCAAAGACAUGAUGGCGCAUGCGCAGAAAAUGAUCGAAGAGAGAAAGAAGGCGCUGAGCGAGAUCCGGUCGAGUGAGGCGGCGGCCACCCGCUCAGAGUCGACCACCAAGAAGACCACCAUGUUGCCCCCGGCCGCCGCCCUGCCCUCACACGCGACGUCGCACCACGUCGACGAGAAGGCGCACAAAAUCGCUCAGUUGCAAGCGAAAAUCCAGUCGAAACUAGCGUCGGGUGUGUUGAAUAAUGCGAAGGAGAUGUUAUCAGGUAUCGCCACCCCCGCACCCAUUGACAAACCAACGCCUCUCAUUCUGGACAGCCAGGGCCGCACCGUUGAUAUCACCGGAAAAGAAAUUCAGCUAACUCACAUUGUGCCUACUCUCAAGGCUAACAUAAGAGCCAAGAAAAGAGAAGAGUUUAGGCAGCAGCUACAGGAGCGGACAGUCGAAGAUAUCUCGGAAAGCAAUUUCUUUGAUCCUCGUAUUGGCGCCAAAACAAAUAUCAGAAAUAAGCGGUCUCUAAGGUUUCACGAACCUGGAAAAUUUCAGCAAUUGGCUGAUAGAAUGCGAAUGAAGGCUCAACUAGAAAAACUUCAAAGUGAAAUCUCACAAAUAGCCAGGAAAACAGGAAUCACAUCAGCUACGAAAUUGGCACUUAUUGCUCCCAAAGUUGAGACACAAAUCGAUGAAAUUCCUGAUGUUGAAUGGUGGGACUCAGUGAUUCUAGAAAACGAGAGCUAUGAAGAAGGUGAAAAACACAUGUUAUUGAAGGAAGCUGCUAUUACUAAUCUUGUAGAACAUCCUACUCAAAUCAAAUCAGCAGCGGAAGCAGCAAAACCAACGUAUAUGCCUGUAUUUUUAACGAAAAAAGAAAGGAAGAAGCUGAGACGUCAGAAUAGGCGAGAGGCGUGGAAAGAAGAACAAGAGAAGAUACGUUUAGGAUUAGAACCGCCACCCGAACCAAAGCUGCGGAUAUCGAACCUGAUGCGAGUGCUGGGCACAGAGGCCGUUCAAGAUCCGACCAAGAUAGAGGCGCACGUGAGGGCGCAGAUGGCCAAGCGCAAGAAGGCCCACGAGGACGCCAAUGCCAGCAGGAAGCUCACCGACGAACAGCGCAGGGAGAAGAAGAUGCGCAAACUGCAGGAGGACACCAGCCUCGGUGUCUUUGUUGCUGUUUAUAGGGUUCGAGAACUAAAUAGUGCUUCGAAAAAGUUCAAAGUUGAAACGAAUGCCAAACAGCUGUUCAUGACCGGCGGUGUAGUCAUGUUCAAGGACUGCAAUGUAAUUGUGGUCGAGGGUGGAGUCAAACAACAGAAAAAGUUCAAAAGGUUGAUGAUGCAUAGGAUAAAGUGGGAAGAAGACACAGUGAAAAACUCAGAAGGAAAGGAGGAAACCAACAAAUGUGAUUUGAUUUGGGAAGGUACCACGCAGCAUCGCAACUUCGGCGAGAUGAAGUUCAAGGUUUGCGCCACCGAGAAGUUGGCUCGCGAACAGUUCCGGAAGCACGGAGUGGAACAGUACUGGGACUUGGCUUACAGUACUUCUGUGCUUGAAAAUCCCGAUGAUAAAUAGUGCAAAUUAGUUGAAAUUACUAGCAAUAAAUCACAGACAUUCUAUCUGUAAUUAUGAUGAUAAUUUUAUGUGACCUGACUGGCUCAGGUAUGGAUUUUCAAGUUUUAAUUAUUGUACAAAGUUGAUGGAUGAGUGAAAGUUGUGAGUUUAUGCUGUGUGUGUGUGUGUGUUUUUAUUUAUGUGAGUAUAUUGGUGAAUUAGAAAGAAGGCUCUUCAAGGCCUUUCAAGUGUCUUAAUAUUGUUUUUAGAUUCAAUAUAUUUUCGUUGGUGAGAUAUUGAAGUAGACGUUCUCGAGCUGGUCUCUUUUAAGCAAUAAUUGAAUCUUUUUUUUUUAAAUCAAAUUUAAUCUGAUACAAUUUAAUAUUGACGAAACAGAAUAAACCCCAUCAUUAAUUUUUUGAAUGUCCUCAAUACAACUGAAAUACUAUAAUUAUAAAAAUGCUGGGUUGCUCCAAGCGAGAUGCAAUGCAUAGUGCAAUGUAAUGCAAAGUAUGUACGCAGCUGCUGAUUAAAGGCUGGUCCAAUUUGGUGCAACUCAGCUUAUAAAUGAAUAAAUAGAUUACAUAUUGUAAUGAUUGGAAGAACAUUUUGUUUAAACUUGUUAUUGGUCUCGGGCCGUAUUUAUAAACCAUACUUAACCAAACACACUUCAAUAAGAACUAUUCUAGUUUGGUAACGACCAUAGUGAGAUAUAUAGACAAAUCCACAUAGGGGAGAUCCACUAUGCUAUUUAUAAGUAAUUCCGACAGUUUGUAACAUUGUUACAUUUGGAAGAGAGCUUCUAUCUUUAUCUGGAUAUUUGGAGAGGUAUGUUCAACGUUUUAACUUGGAUAUCAACGUUUAAUAUUAAUUUAACGUUAAUAAAUAACAUAUUAACGUUAAAUUUAUAUUAAUUAAUUUUAACGUUUCAACACGAAUAAUAAUCUAGAAUAUUGGUUGCUGGGGAGUAAAAGUCUGUUCGGCUGAGACAAUUCUUGAGAACUGCUUAUAAAUACGGCCUUACAAUCAAUAAGCUAAAUUGGACAUUUGAAAAUCACAAUUUGAACAAUAAUCUAUAAUUGAUAUGAAUGAAAAAUGUUUAUCAACGAAAGGUUUCAGUAGAUUCAAAUAAUAAUAAAUCAAGUUCAAUAUUAUAAUGAAUAAAUUAAAAGGUUCCCGUCAUAUCAUCCUAAGGAAAUAAAAUUUGGGAUUGAGUAUAUUAUUUUAUACCAUUGAUUAUAUAACAACAAGGUAUGUAAAUUACUUCAAACUCCAAUUGGUCAUUACUUUGAAUAAUAAAAACCUUAUCUAU